Molecule: messenger RNA, 1731 nt
Organism: Mixia osmundae IAM 14324
Lineage: Eukaryota; Fungi; Basidiomycota; Mixiomycetes; Mixiales; Mixiaceae
Exons: 3
Coding region: 1-1731 (576 amino acids)
Source: RefSeq, a predicted model, not a curated record
AUGGGGCGUAGCACCUCCCUGCCCUCAUCGAGCAUACGAUCGACAGUCGAUUCUGAACCGGACUCCGACGACAGCGAGGGCGCGUCAGACUGCGACGUUACUUCUUCGCGGUCACCAGGUUGGCUUGUCUCACCCUCCCUUCGCGCGAGGCGUACAGCAGUCUCACGAUCGCUUGAUCACUCAACACCGCUGUGUCUGUCGCGAAGACAGAGUCUGAGGUUGGCUACGCCAGAUUUGUACAAUGAGCAGACACACACCCCACGAGAGCGCUCCGGGUCGCCUUCAGUCUCGCCUACCUCGACAGGCUCUCUUCGGAGACUUUCUCUCGCAUCUUCAACGUCCAGCGCUGCCUCUGAUACGCUUCGAUCUCGCGCUUCGACACUAGUCAAUUGCAGUCAAGCCAUUGUAUGGACAGGCAAGCCCUUUGCGGCUGUCGGGCUCUUCGAGGAGCCGAUGCUGUCAAGCUCGCCGCCAAAGCGCGUCACGAGUCCUCUCUCGGCGCAAGACCCACACUUGCAGGAACGGACCAAGAAGUUGAAAAUUGCGCAUCGGUCGAUCAGAUCGCCCCUGCUGCUCCGACCUCCGCGGACCAGCGUCCAAGCGAGCCCAUCUGGUACAGCGCAGACAGACGUGUCUGCUGCUCGUCCCGUGUCGACCAUUACGAACUCGGACACAGACUCGUGGCCAGGCCUGCCAAGCUUGCCGGGCGCAGAUCUCGAAACAAAAGGGACUACUCCCGAAUGGCUCAUCUCGUCUCUUGUCCGAGACACGCCAGCGUCGCGCCUUGCACCUGCAGAGUGGCGUUGGGUAGGCGACGGCUACCAAUGGCUGCCCAACGCGAGCGAGAAUCGUUCAAAGACUCACCUCGAAGUCGAAUUUGCGCGACUGUGCAAAACUGGCGCGACAGAUCUUAGCACGGUCACGUCUCGGCGCAUGUGUGCUUCGCCUGCGUCAAUCGAUAGCGAAGGCGACUGUUUCGAUGAGGAAAACGUCACACAGACGCUUGCGGAUCUUCACGGCCGACGAUGGUCGGAGCCAGUCGGUCUGUCUAUGGGCAUCCCUCUCGAGCGGAGACGGAUGCAACAGCUUCCGCUGCGUCACCGGGCUGCCUCUGCAGAAAAUCUCGAACGACCGCCCGUUCGUACAGUCGAAGAAAUCAUUACCUUGACACGUAGUCAUCCACCGCCAGAAAGCACAGGCUCGCUCAAAGCUCAAUUACUCUCUCUACUUCGUGCGAAAACAUCAGAUGGCAGCAGCCCACAAUCGCGUGGAGUGGCAGUUUCGCACGGCACAGGCCUACGCAUGCGCAAAUGGGUCGCUCGAAAUGCCUGGUCCCGCCGUCUGACCCCACAGCUCAAGGCCAACACCGUCUUAGCUACAGAUCGCGUUGGAGAGACCCGAGCGGCAGUGGAGAGCUUGCUGUCGCUUUCGCCAGACAGUAGCAGCUCGACACGGUCCGUAGAAAGGAGCGUACCGUACAUGCCUGAGCGCGCUCUGCUUGCCAACGCCGCAGGUCAAGCGGUGUUGCCCUCAGUCGUAGCCGCUGACGAGCUGGCGACCAAGCCGGCUAGACGGCCGUCGCUGUCCGCCAGAUCGCAUUCGAUGCCGGAGCUUGGCAAGGAACGGUCGCAUUCCAUCAAGCGACUCACCUCGAGAUUUGGAUGGCGCAGUCGGAGAGUGGACAAGUCACCGCCCAGUCCAUCUGGACACGAAGCUUCAUGCCAAGCUUGA